This is a messenger RNA of Rhodamnia argentea, 1445 nucleotides long. RefSeq lists its product as uncharacterized. Bases 106 to 981 code for a protein of 291 amino acids. The transcript is spliced from 5 exons. Lineage: Eukaryota; Viridiplantae; Streptophyta; Magnoliopsida; Myrtales; Myrtaceae. The record is from RefSeq and is a predicted model, not a curated record.
UGUAACUGGUGCGCAUUGCGGAGCCGUGGAAAUCGGUGGAGCUCGCGAAGAAGACUCUUCCGGUUCUUCUACCUCUCGACUCUUGCAGAUUCUCCAUCCAAAGCGAUGCGAAUAUUGGAUUCGUUCGUGAUCACGAAGCUCGUGCUCUCGAUCAGUCUGCUAUUUCUCUCUUCUUCCGAUGCGGUGAGACCCGACGGAGUUUGCAUUUCGAAAGGUGGUCGUUUCCCGCCCUUUGCUUCAGAAGGGAAGCCUCCAGGAAAGGUUAGUAGAGGGUCCAAGGAUUUGACCCUUUGCCGCAUUUUCCGGCAAAAGACAUGCUGCGAUGUGUCCCAGACGCUUCCUGCUUUGAUAGCGACUAGGAGGCUCUCUUUGAAGGGAGAAGCAAGCAACGAGUGUGUGCAGCUGUGGGAGUUGCUGGAAUGUUCUAUCUGCGAUCCACGCAUUGGUGUUCAGCCUGGACCUCCUCUUAUAUGUGCCUCUCUUUGUGACAGAAUCUUUCAGGCUUGCUCCAAUGCUUACUUCUCGAUGGAUCCGAAGACACAGGUUCUCGCACCAUGUGGAGUGAAUGAGGUGAUAUGUGCUAGAGCUUCUGAAUGUGUAUCCAAUGGCACUGAGCUGUGCCUUGCUGCUGGUUUUUCUGUGAAAUUGGAUGAUGGUAGACUUGUUGGCUCUGAAGCAGCGCAUUGUUAUGGCGGUCAAGCUAGUUUAGACUCAAUUUCCAGUUCAUGGACGACUGCCGAUUCUGAGAUGCCUCACGUAUCUGAUGAUCAGCAGCGGCUGGGGGGAAUGCCAUACAGUAAAACAGUAUUUUGGGCGGUGGGAGGAAUGGUCUUGACCGGAGGACUGCUGGUUAUAAGGAGGAGGAGAAGCAAGAGCCACUACCAGAAAAUUGCUGCUAUUCAGCGUGUUGCAAGGAGACUGGAAGCUCAGACAAAUCAGAAAUCUUUCAAUUCACGUAGUAAGAAGGGGAAGGGAGGAUAAAUCUUCGCUAUGUGCUCCUUUUACAGUAAUACUUCUGUUUGCAGGUAAACCUAUCUGCAAUUGUAAUUACCACAAGAAAACUGCCAUCCUUCAGCAAGCUGUUUUUGUGAUACUGAAGCAACAAUUUAUGCUUGUUCUUGCCGUAAUCAAGACGAGGCAUGGAUCACUCGGCAUACGUUCAGCUUUUUGGCAGGAAGAAAUGAGGAAAACACGCCUUCUUCAUUUGUCAAGAAGAGGGAUUUUGGGCUGUAACCUGUCUUGUCAUCUUACAUUUUUCUAAAGUUGCAGAAACUUGGUUCUGCCUUGCUUUUGGGAGAUGGAAAUCUUGGAGUAGAAAUGUUUGCGUACACAGAGCCCAUUGAUGUCUAUGUUGGAGUAGAAAUAUUUACAUACGCAGAGCCCAUUAAUGUCUACAUAACACUGCGUAGCUUGAUGCAUCAGUGUGAAUUCAGAAGGUUAUCAGU